AGACUGCCUCCCUUGAACAAAGGGUCCCCAAGUAGUAGUAGCAGCGGUAGAUCACUAUCAUCGCACACAUAUGUUAAUGCAUUUCUAAAAAUACACUUACACUCAAUAUCUAAGUACAUAUAGAGAUAUUUUUUUAAAACAGUUGUAGGUUGGUGGUUGUAGUAUUUUCGCCUGGCUGGCGUCUUAUGUGUUGGGACCGUACAAGUGCUUUCCCAAGCCGCGACGGAGCUUGGAGCCUUCGCCGUCCAGCUUCCCCGGCUAGCAUCGACGCUAGCUGGCUAGGAGCAACUCCGCCUUUUGGUGGCCUUUUCUCUGCAGGCUGUUCGUCAAAGUCAUUCAAGCUGUACUCUCCCAAGGAACCCCCCAACGGCGGAAGCUUUCCACCUUUCCACCCAGGCGCUAUGCUGGACCGAGAUGUGGGGCCCACACCCAUGUAUCCCCCGUCAUACAUGGAACCAGGAAUGGGGAGACCCACACCGUAUGGAAACCAGACAGACUAUCGCAUGUAUGAGCUGAACAAAAGGCUACAGAAUUGGACAGAGGAUUGUGACAAUUUGUGGUGGGAUGCAUUCACCACAGAGUUUUUCGAGGACGACGCGAUGCUUACCAUAACUUUCUGCCUUGAAGAUGGACCCAAACGAUACACCAUUGGUAGGACGUUGAUUCCGAGAUAUUUUCGAAGCAUCUUUGAGGGUGGGGCAACAGAGCUCUUCUACAAUUUGAAGCAUCCGAAGGAAUCCUUCCACAGUAACUUUGUGUCUCUCGACUGUGACCAGUGCACCAUGGUCACCCAGAACGGCAAACCCAUGUUCACACAGGUUUGCGUGGAGGGUCGUCUGUACCUCGAGUUCAUGUUUGAUGACAUGAUGAGAAUCAAGACGUGGCACUUCAGCAUCAGACAACACCGAGAGGUCCUCCCCAGAAGCAUCCUGGCCAUGCAUGAUCCUCAGAUGCUGGAUCAACUGGCUAAAAAUAUCACCAGAUGUGGGCUGUCCAACUCCACUCUCAACUACCUCCGUCUGUGUGUGAUAUUGGAGCCCAUGCAAGAACUGAUGUCAAGACACAAGACUUACAGUUUGAGCCCCCGAGACUGCCUGAAGACUUGCCUCUUCCAAAAGUGGCAGAGGAUGGUCGCACCCCCAGCCGAGCCUGCUAGACAAGCGCCCAACAAGCGGCGAAAAAGGAAGGUGUCAGGCGGCAGCAAUGUGAGCUCCGGCGGGGGCAGCAAUAACAACAGCAACAGCAAAAAGAAGAGCCCAGCCAACAGCUUCUCCCUCUCCAACCAGGACGUGAUGAUGGUGGGAGAACCCACCCUGAUGGGAGGGGAGUUUGGUGACGAGGAUGAGCGUCUGAUCACGCGACUGGAGAACACACAGUUGGACGGGGCCAACGGCCUGGAGGAUGAGGACUGUUUCAGCAGCUCGCCAGCAUUGAGAUCACACUCGCCCUGGAACAGCAAGCCCCCCUCCAGUCAGGACAGCAAGAAUGACAACUCCCAGUUGUCUCAGUAAACUAUAAACGGAGGCAGGAGGGUGCGGGGAAGGCAGUUAUUUUGUUAAUUCAAAGAUGGCUGCUGCAUGACUGAAGAUGGAGGGGUGUUCCUUCAUGGACUAGACCAAGGACCUGGUUGGAACAAAAACCUGUACAGUGCCGGAGCUUGAGGACCGGAGUUGAGAACCACUACGCAAUCUCUAUCACCUCCAACACACACACACACACACACACACACACACACACGCACUCACACACACACACACGCACUCACACACACACACAAUCUCUGUUUCAUACAACAUCCAACAUUUGGGUACAGCAGAACUGUGGUACGCAGCAUGUCUGGACAAGAUUCGACAGGAGUGUGUUUUGAUUUUCUUUCCUUUUAAUGUAAAGAAAAAAAAAUAUCCCAGAAAUAUUUUAUGCACUGUUUUCACCAUUAACUCCAAUCUAUUUUUCUUAUUGACUGUGUUCUUUUUUUUCUCCCUUUCCCUCUUUAUUGCUGAUGUAAGAAGUGAAAACCAUCUGAACCUUGCAGUAUAUUCAUGUAUAAAUAUUUGCUGUUAAACCUUUCUUCUUGUGAUGGUAAUAAUGUGAAUCGAUAUAGAAUCCUCCAUCUUGUGUCACACUGUCAGUCAAUCAAGGCCAGUGAUUUGAAUGCUCUGAUAACAUGGUGGAUGGCAGGGAUGGGGACACUUUAGCCGAUGGGAUGCAAUUAAAAAAUAUAUCACAAUGGGCAAACACACAGGAUCAUUGAACAACAAAAUUGGCAAAUGCUCAUUGUGAUGAACCUUGUUUUCAUUGUCACAUUUUUUUUUUUUUCCAUUUCGAUCGGCGUUUUUUUGGACCAUCCAACAGGCAAAAGGUUCCCCACUCCUUUGGUACGAUAGGAAGGCCUGCUUUGUAUUCGCUGUCUCAUUGUCAUCUUCAAUUCUACCUGGGGGGUACUCUCUUCUAACAGGGAAUAGAAAACAGCCCAAAUUUGCUACUCAUAUAUUUUAACAACACAUUUUGACACCAUUGUAAAAUAAGAAGAGGAAAAAAACCCUUUUGUAUUAAGUUUCCCAGAACCGUUUUUAAUCCCAAUUAAAGAAAGCUGCAGACCAAGGAGCUCCAUGUAAAGAAUCUUUCGAUAUCAACUACACUGCGCUAUUUGGUUUUCAUGAAGAAACAUUUUCUUGGCUUUACUUCUCAUGUGUGUGUCUGUGCUUGUAUAUUUUUAGCUAGUCCUUUCUGUAAAGGUUAUUCUAUGUAUCCCUCUCCUAGAACUAUAAGAAUCCCAAUUUAAUGUAAAGAGAUAAAAAAAGCCUCUUUAAAGUUUUGUUUUGAAAUGUGAUUUUUAAUGGUACAAUCACAGAUACUACAAUUGCGGCCUCAUUUUAGCAAACUGUAUUUAUUUUUCUAUGUACUGACAUGCUGUUUUUAGUCCAAUCCACUUGUACAGUGCUCAAGAAUAACCAGCAGAGUUUUUAAUGGCUGCUGGGUCAGUAAAUGCUGAAAGAGGUCUUUUUUUUUUUUUUUGGUCAUACAACGCCCAAGUAAAUACAGUCUGAUUAUUCACACACGCACAAAAAUAACUUUUCUUUGCUGUUGUAGUUUCUCGGUCCAUCUGAAUCAUGUAUCAGAUGUACAAAUAAAAUAAUCAGUUAGAUGAC
Hippocampus comes (tiger tail seahorse) is the source of this 3149-nucleotide messenger RNA. Its product is annotated as LIM domain-binding protein 1-A-like. Bases 186 to 1511 code for a protein of 441 amino acids. The transcript has 12 exons. Lineage: Eukaryota; Metazoa; Chordata; Actinopteri; Syngnathiformes; Syngnathidae. The record is from RefSeq and is a predicted model, not a curated record.